AUGGAACUUUUCCACCGCGAUCCGCAGCAUUGGCGGGAAAUCAUGCUGCGGGAGCGGCACCACGAGGACGAGUUGUCGAUCGUCUUGGGAUUGGAUUUCGGCGGGACGGGAAUCAAGGGAGCGCCUGUUGACGUGGCGACGGGCACGCUGCUGCUGGAGCGAUACCGAAUCCCCACGCCCAAUCCCGCGACGCCUCAGGCCGUCGCUGGCGUCAUCAGGCAGAUCAAGGAGCACUUUCGAUGGGAUGGGCCAAUCGGGAUUGGCGUUCCGUCUGUCGUCCGACGAGGCAUCGUCCGCAGUGCUGCCAAUAUCGACAAGUCAUGGAUCAACAUCAACGCCGUUGAUCUCGUCCAACGCGCCACAGGCUGCCAGGUGGCAGCAAUCAACGACGCAGAUGCAGCAGGAUUCGCCGAGAUGAGGUUCGGCGCCGGCCGGCCCUUGCAGCGGGAAGGCACGGUCCUGAUGACCACGUUCGGCACGGGGAUAGGCACGGCGCUGUUCGUGGGCGGGCAUCUGGUGCCGAACCUGGAGAUGGGGCACAUAGAGGUGAACGGGGAGAUUGCCGAGAAGGUGGCGUCUGGAGCAGUGAAAGAGAAGACGGAUAUGAGCUGGAAGAAGUGGGCUGGGCGGGUGAACGAAUACCUGGCUCGCAUGGAGCAUUACCUCCAGCCUGAUCUAAUAGUGAUUGGUGGAGGCAUCAGCAAGAAAGAUGAGAAGUUCCUGCAUCUGCUGUCAGUGCCAGGGGGAACGCCCAUAGUGGCAGCAGAGAUGCGCAACGAGGCGGGCAUCGUGGGGGCAGCUGUGGGCGGGUCCAUUCUGCUGGGGGAGCAACGGGCUUCCAGGGAAGCUGCCCGGAUUACACCCACUCUGCUCAGCUGA
Closterium sp. Yama58-4 is the source of this 879-nucleotide messenger RNA. The record is from the annotation of a GenBank genome assembly. Lineage: Eukaryota; Viridiplantae; Streptophyta; Zygnematophyceae; Desmidiales; Closteriaceae.